This is a messenger RNA of Ramularia collo-cygni, 909 nucleotides long. RefSeq lists its product as uncharacterized. The coding region runs from base 1 to 909 and encodes 302 amino acids. The transcript is spliced from 2 exons. Lineage: Eukaryota; Fungi; Ascomycota; Dothideomycetes; Mycosphaerellales; Mycosphaerellaceae. The record is from RefSeq and is a predicted model, not a curated record.
AUGCCUCCCAAGAUCCUGCUUCGUGAAAUCGCACCUGCCGAGCGAUACUUCUGGCGAGAGACUGCGGUAGAGCAGAUUUCUCAAAAAGUCUUCGAUCAGAAUCCCGAUUACCUCAAACGAGCUCUGCCAGAGAACGAGACCUGCGUGCUCGGACUGAAUGAAAUCGCUGCGAAGCAUCGUCGAGGAUACUUCUUUCAUUUACCUUCGCGUCCAGCAUGGACGACAGUUGCUGAUGAAGAGCGGGUUCCGCCAGCACGCACGCCCGCGUCAGCUCCAGGGCCACAAUACCCUACUAUGCUAUACAUGGACGUCAAAUGGAGUGAGACUAUGCAUCACGGAUUUGUUCAGGAGCCACAGCGAGGACGUUAUCYCCGUUCAAGUGCUCUGGCCAAUCCUCCGCCAGCAUACACUCCAUUGUUUGCAAUUCAAUACGCCUUCCAGAGAUGCCCUAUUUUCAUAACACCGCGAGACUCACUGGUGCUUUUUGGCACACCCGACGCAUACUAUCUUGCACAGACAAACACGCUUCUUCGAAUUCUGGGGCGUGACAACAAAGAUGACAACAAGCUCAAGUCUGCCAACUGGUUGUGGGCUGCCGGUUCCCUUGAUAAGGGCAAAGGCGCUGACAAGGCUUCGAGGAGACAAAAGUAUCUUGACAUGUCUGGUAUGCGACUCGCAACCCUCGAGGACUCAUACUUCAAGAUUGUGGACACCUGCUCUGGGGCCCAGCUUGAGCCCACAUACACUGCGGCAAUGAUCAAGAACUUGAUACCUCGGCCAGAUUAUCAUGCAGCAGGCUCAGCAGGCUCGCCCCUAGGUGCAGGCAUUUCAGCAGAACCUUCUUCGCGUUGGGGAGAGAUUCACAAGAAGAAGCAAAAGCUGGACGAUGACGCAGAGGUCUCAGGUUGA